AUGAGUGAAUGGUGCGUCGAAAAUCCUGAGAGUAUACCACUGACAUUGGAUAAGAGUCAAUACCAACAUCUGAUAGAUAUAGAACAGUAUUUAUCUCCAUUAGCUGAUAAGCCGUCGACCUUAUUGAUAUUAAAUCAGAAGAUUGAUAUACCCGAUGUUUUUUUAGAAAUAUGGGGUCAUUACAAACUGAAAGUUUGUGCAGAUGGUGGUGCUAAUAGACUAUACGAAUUAUUUGGUGAUGAUGAAUCUGCAAGAUCUCGAUAUUUACCUGACUACAUCGUUGGUGAUUUGGACUCAUUGAAGGAAGAUGUGAAAAGGUAUUAUAGACAAAAAAAAGUUGUGAUAAUAAAACAAUUGACCCAAUAUUCAACGGACUUUUCUAAAUGUUUGGAUGUUAUCGCACUUCAUUGGAACUCAUCAGCGUUUGCUCAAAAAGUUAGGAGUAGUACCGAUGAGAAUCAUUCUGUAGAGCUCUAUGAUGGAUUGGCCAAAUGGCGAGAAAAAUUGAGUGAUAAGAGUGGAAUUAAGAUUAAUACGUUGGCCUUAGGUGGUAUCAAUGGUAGGUUUGAUCAGACGAUCCACUCUAUUUCGCAACUUUAUCAAUUAUCAUCCAAUGAAAGUCAAUUCAACUUGUGUUACCUUUCUUCUACUGAUCUGAUAUUUUUAAUACCAUCACAGGGAACUCUUCUAACGUAUUCUAAAAAAUUUAGACAUGAGUGUAUCGGGAAUUGUGGAUUAUUACCUUUAGGACGGCCAACGGUUUUGCAAGAGACUCGUGGAUUAAAAUGGGAUGUCGGCAAUUGGUCAACAAGUAUUGAAGAAGGCAAAGUUAGCAGCAGCAACAGAUUUGUUGGUGAAGAAAAAUGUUUAUUGAAAACAAAGGACAGUGUAGUAAUUAGUGUGGAAAUUCAAAUGGGGAAUCUAAAGAGAUUCUUGUAA
Molecule: messenger RNA, 939 nt
Organism: Zygosaccharomyces rouxii
Lineage: Eukaryota; Fungi; Ascomycota; Saccharomycetes; Saccharomycetales; Saccharomycetaceae
Gene: THI80
Product: thiamine diphosphokinase
Exons: 1
Coding region: 1-939 (312 amino acids)
Biological process (GO): thiamine diphosphate biosynthetic process; thiamine metabolic process
Molecular function (GO): ATP binding; thiamine binding; thiamine diphosphokinase activity
Source: RefSeq, a predicted model, not a curated record